Messenger RNA from Strongyloides ratti, 432 nucleotides. RefSeq names its product High mobility group box domain-containing protein. Gene Ontology annotation, cellular component: nucleus. NCBI's taxonomy places the organism in Eukaryota, Metazoa, Nematoda, Chromadorea, Rhabditida, Strongyloididae. Bases 1 to 432 code for a protein of 143 amino acids. The record is from RefSeq and is a predicted model, not a curated record. Gene Ontology annotation, biological process: regulation of transcription by RNA polymerase II. Gene Ontology annotation, molecular function: chromatin DNA binding. The transcript has 3 exons.
AUGGAUAUUUCACUUUAUUUAAAAGAUUAUUUUUAUGAUUCAAAUGAUUUUGACGAAAUUUAUUUAUUUAAAGAAGAUUACCAAGAUUGGUCAUUAAUUCAACCAACCAUCCAAUCAUUGUUUACAUCACAAAAAAAUUACAUAUUGAAGGACAAUGAAAAGGAUCCAAUACACAAAAUAAAAAAAGUACAAAAAUCAAAACAAAAAAAUGUUUCAGCAUAUGCACUAUACUUUAGAGAUGUACAAGAAGAAGUAAGAAAAAAAAAUCCUUCUGCUUCAUUUGGUGAAAUUUCUAAAAUUAUUUCUUUUAUGUGGAAUCAAUUACCAAAGGAAAAAAGACAGGAAUAUAAAAGACGUACUGAUGACCAAAGAAAAGAACAACUAAAAAAGUUAGCAUAUAAUAAAGUAUUUGCAGUAAUUCAACAUAAGUAA